Molecule: messenger RNA, 1350 nt
Organism: Zingiber officinale
Lineage: Eukaryota; Viridiplantae; Streptophyta; Magnoliopsida; Zingiberales; Zingiberaceae
Product: E3 ubiquitin-protein ligase SINAT5-like
Exons: 3
Coding region: 196-1140 (314 amino acids)
Biological process (GO): ubiquitin-dependent protein catabolic process; multicellular organism development
Cellular component (GO): cytoplasm
Molecular function (GO): zinc ion binding; protein binding; ubiquitin protein ligase activity
Source: RefSeq, a predicted model, not a curated record
AGACACCGCAAAGGCAACGUUGACCAGCAAAGACUUGGGAAAGGGUGGUUGCCCUCUCCUCUCUCUUGAUUCCGUUCUUCUCUGGCUCUGUCGCUCCUGUUUCUUGGGCUUCGGCUUCUUCUGUUCGCCAGCGGAGAACAAGAGGGGAGAGGGAGGGAGUUGCGAGGGGCCCGAAUCCCCUCGCCGUCGAUUGCAAUGGAGUCGGAUAGCGUGGAAUGCGUGUCGUCGAUUGACGGAUUGGACGAGGAUGAGACAUCCCCUCUCCAUCCCGCCUCGUCGAAGCUCCACCCCGGCGCCGCUACUCCCGCUGGAAUUCCCGCUGCCACCAGCGUCCACGAGCUUCUCGAGUGCCCUGUCUGCACCAACUCCAUGUAUCCCCCAAUCCACCAGUGUCAAAAUGGGCAUACAAUCUGUUCAACAUGCAAAGCGAGGGUGCACAACCGGUGCCCUACUUGUCGGCAGGAGCUUGGAGACAUUAGGUGCUUAGCGUUGGAAAAAGUAGCCGAAUCACUUGAGCUUCCUUGCAAAUAUAAUUCACUUGGCUGCCCUGAAAUCUUCCCGUACUACAGCAAGCUGAAGCAUGAAGCCCAGUGCAGUUAUAGGCCUUACAAUUGCCCUUAUGCUGGCUCUGAAUGCUCAGUUGUGGGGGAUAUCCCUUUUCUGGUUUCACAUUUAAGAGAUGACCACAAAGUAGAUAUGCACAGUGGUUGCACAUUUAAUCAUAGAUAUGUCAAAUCCAACCCUAGAGAGGUUGAAAAUGCUACAUGGAUGCUGACUGUAUUUAACUGUUUUGGUCAUUACUUCUGCUUGCACUUCGAGGCUUUCCAGCUGGGAAUGGCUCCCGUGUACAUGGCAUUUCUGCGCUUCAUGGGAGAUGAGAAUGAAGCAAGAAACUUUAGCUACAGUGUCGAGGUUGGGGCCAAUGGAAGGAAGCUAAUAUGGGAAGGUACACCCCGAAGUAUUCGUGAUAGUCACCGGAAAGUUCGGGACAGUCAUGACGGUCUCAUCAUUCAGAGAAACAUGGCUCUCUUCUUUUCCGGUGGUGAUAGGAAAGAGCUGAAACUGAGGGUCACCGGCAGGAUAUGGAAGGAGCAACAGAACAAUGAUGCUGGAGUCUGCAUGCCAAGUCUCUGCAGCUGAGAUCCUGCUGUAUUUUGUGCUUAUUCGAUCUGCUCAAGAUGCUUUCGUAACUCAUGCUGGAAGUUUCAGCUAAAUUCUUUCCCCUAGUGAAUUUGAACUGUGUGUGUUUUUAAGAGGCAAUUGAUGUAUUUGAGAAGUCAAAUUGCCAAGCUUGUCAAAUUUUGCCAAGAAAAAUGACCCAAGUUCAAAGUAAAGUUGAAGAUUAUCUUA